Molecule: messenger RNA, 306 nt
Organism: Penicillium samsonianum
Lineage: Eukaryota; Fungi; Ascomycota; Eurotiomycetes; Eurotiales; Aspergillaceae
Exons: 2
Source: RefSeq, a predicted model, not a curated record
UGCUUCGACCCCGAAGAGAUGCUCGAUUCGAUGCCCAAGCUUCAAAGUAAAUCCCCAACACCCCAAACGGAGUCCCAGUAUAUCCCCACCCAGAUCAAGACCGGCGGCGAAGGCGAGAGAAAGAAAUCCGAAAUCUUCGACGCUAACCCGCCUGCUCCUUCCAACCCGAUGCACCAAAACCGCAGAAUCCCUUAUACAAAUGCGUAUCAACGAAUAUCAACCAACGCAGAAACCCGCCACAAUGCAGGGUUGCAAUAUGGACAACAUGAGCGUGAGCGCCCAGUUCGUGAGUGGGGCGUGAAGUAG